Messenger RNA from Passer montanus (Eurasian tree sparrow), 2199 nucleotides. It is a transcript of the gene P4HA2, whose product is annotated as prolyl 4-hydroxylase subunit alpha 2. NCBI's taxonomy places the organism in Eukaryota, Metazoa, Chordata, Aves, Passeriformes, Passeridae. Gene Ontology annotation, cellular component: endoplasmic reticulum. Gene Ontology annotation, biological process: peptidyl-proline hydroxylation to 4-hydroxy-L-proline. The transcript is spliced from 17 exons. Gene Ontology annotation, molecular function: iron ion binding; procollagen-proline 4-dioxygenase activity; protein binding. The record is from RefSeq and is a predicted model, not a curated record. The coding region runs from base 381 to 2030 and encodes 549 amino acids.
CGCGCUGAGGGCAGGGCUGAGGGCUCAGGUACGGCCGGAGCCCCGAGCGCUCCGUGCCCGCUGCCGCAGCCCCCCGGGGCUCGCCGGGGUCCCAGAGCCCUGAGCGCUGCCCGGCGCGGUCCGAGCGCUUUGCAGGCGUUCAGCCCUGGCGCCCCGCUGUUGAAUCCUCGUCCGGGAUCCUCGCUCCGCUGCUGGGGUCGUUUUAUAGGUGCUCUGUGAGGGUGGAGUGGACCUGGAAGGCUGCUGUGGCCAUCUUUACCAGGGUAAUAUUUCAUCUUUCUGGCGUUAAGGACUUUGAAAUAAUCCCACAGGAGGGUGAGAACAGAAGAGGGAAAGGAGGAGACUUUUUAUGAUACUGUGAGACAUUUUCCUGCUUACUCAUGCUUCCGAACUGUUGUGGUAUCUGGAAGAUGAAACCUUGGCUGCAGUUGAUGUUCUUCCCAUGUGCUUUCCUGAUCUGGCACACAGAAGCAGAGUUCUUUACCUCCAUAGGUCAAAUGACAGACCUGAUCUAUGCGGAGAAGGACUUGGUACAGUCUCUACAGGAAUAUAUCCGAGCAGAAGAGAAAAAGCUCUCUCAGAUUAAAAGCUGGGCUGAAAAAAUGGAUAUACUGACCAGCAAAUCAGCCUCUGACCCAGAAGGGUAUCUGGCACACCCUGUAAAUGCAUACAAGCUUGUGAAGCGUUUGAAUACUGACUGGCUGGAAUUGGAAAACCUGGUUCUUCAGGAUACAACAAAUGGCUUCAUUGCAAAUCUCACAAUCCAGCGUCAGUUUUUUCCAACUGAGGAAGAUGAGACCGGAGCAGCGAAGGCUCUGAUGCGCCUGCAGGACACCUACAAACUGGAUCCUGAAACCCUCUCUCGAGGGCACUUGCCAGGAACAAAAUACAGAUCCUUCCUGACAGUUGGUGACUGCUUUGGCAUGGGGAAGACAGCCUACAACGAUGGGGACUAUUACCACACUGUGCUCUGGAUGGAGCAGGCCCUAAAACAGCACGAUGAGGGAGAGGAUACAACAGUCAGCAAAGUAGAGAUCCUAGAUUAUCUCAGCUAUGCUGUUUUCCAGUUUGGGGAUUUGCACAGAGCCAUGGAGCUCACCAGGCGGCUGAUAUCCCUCGAUAGCACUCAUGAGAGAGCAGGCAGUAAUCUGCGAUACUUCGAGAAGCUGCUGGAGAAGGAAAGAGAGGAGAAGAAGGAAAAUUCAAUAAACAGGACUGUGACAACCACAGAAGCUGUGCAGAGUGGGGCCUAUGAGAGGCCUCUUGACUACCUGCCAGAGCGCGAUAUCUACGAGGCCCUUUGCCGAGGUGAAGGGGUGAAAAUGACACCUCGAAGACAAAAAAGGCUGUUUUGUAGGUACCAUGAUGGAAACAGGAACCCUCAUCUGCUCAUAGCUCCCUUUAAGGAAGAAGAUGAAUGGGACAGUCCUCAUAUUGUGCGAUACUAUGAUGUCAUGUCUGAUGAAGAAAUUGAGAAAAUUAAACAACUGGCUAAGCCAAGGCUGGCACGAGCCACAGUACGUGAUCCCAAAACCGGUGUCCUUACAGUGGCUAGCUACAGGGUAUCCAAGAGCUCGUGGUUGGAGGAAGAUGAUGAUCCUGUUGUGGCCAAGGUGAACCAGCGAAUGCAGCAGAUCACAGGGUUAACAGUGAAAACAGCUGAGCUCUUGCAGGUUGCCAACUAUGGAAUGGGAGGGCAGUACGAGCCACACUUUGAUUUUUCUAGGAAAGAUGAGCCAGAUGCUUUCAAGCGGUUAGGGACUGGAAAUCGUGUGGCCACUUUUUUAAACUAUAUGAGUGAUGUGGAAGCUGGAGGAGCUACAGUUUUCCCAGAUUUUGGUGCAGCAAUAUGGCCCAAGAAGGGAACAGCAGUGUUUUGGUACAAUCUCUUCAGAAGUGGUGAGGGGGAUUACAGAACAAGACAUGCAGCUUGUCCAGUACUAGUAGGAUGUAAAUGGGUUUCAAACAAAUGGUUUCAUGAAAGAGGAAAUGAAUUCUUAAGACCUUGUGGGAGAACAGAGGUUGACUGAACUCCAGCCUGCUGCAGACCUUUGUUUCUGUCUCCUUUUCUACUGUUGUUUGUUCCAGUUCAUUUCUAAGAAAUGAUCCAUCUUUUUCUCCAAGAGUCCUGGCACUUUACUACAAUAGAACAAUAAAAUCUGUAACACCUGUGAAAGAAAGUAAAUGGCAUUGUACACA